AUGGCAGACCAAGUGCAAGAAAUCCUCGACGUGCCGCGCGAGUUCUUGAAAGAUGGCAUGCAGUUCAUCAACAGAAGCCAGAAGCCUGACCGAAAGGAGUUUAUCAAGAUCUCCCAGGCCGUUGGUGUAGGUUUCCUCAUCAUGGGUGCCGUCGGCUUCUUCGUAAAGCUCAUCCACAUUCCCUUGAACAAUGUCCUAGUCGGUGGCGCAUAA
Molecule: messenger RNA, 213 nt
Organism: Amorphotheca resinae ATCC 22711
Lineage: Eukaryota; Fungi; Ascomycota; Leotiomycetes; Helotiales; Amorphothecaceae
Exons: 3
Coding region: 1-213 (70 amino acids)
Biological process (GO): protein targeting; post-translational protein targeting to membrane, translocation
Cellular component (GO): membrane; Ssh1 translocon complex
Molecular function (GO): transmembrane protein transporter activity
Source: RefSeq, a predicted model, not a curated record